CACCGACCGGCAGUUUCGCUGCGGCAUUUCAGGCAGCCGCAUGGGCAUGUGCAUACCGCUCAGGAAGAAAUGCGACCGGCGUCCGGAUUGCUAUGAAGGGGAGGAUGAAGAUGACUGCGAAUGCAAGAAGUCGGAGUUCAGAUGCAAGAGGCGAGGUGGUUGUAUUGCAAAGACGAGGGUUUGCGACGGACGAGCGGACUGCUUUGAUAAAAGUGACGAAAGCGUCGAGAUUUGUGGUGUUUCAAAUCGGACCUUUCCCGAUUGUACCUCGUCGUCCUUUUUCAUGUGCCCAUCUAAAGCAGGGUGCAUCCCUUGGAAAUUUGUCUGCGACAAGUUCGCCGACUGCUUGGACGGAUCGGACGAAGAGCCUAUUUCAAUCUGUGUAGACAACAGACUUGAAAUUUUACAACCAGUCUAUUUGUCCCCAACUUGUUCACCUGGUGAAUUCAUGUGCAAGAGUGGAGAGUGCAUCCAAGAAGGCUGGGCAUGUGAUGGGUCUUUGGAUUGCAGAGAUGGGUCCGAUGAAGCACUGAAGCUAUGCGGUCGACCAUUAUGCACACCACCGCAGAUCCCCUGUCCUGCUGGAGGUUGUGGAACACUGUGUGACCUCAAUCCCGAGUGUUUCAACGGAUGGGAUGAAACGAAUUGCACUUGUCAGGUACUAGACGAGGAAACCGUCAUAGAAGAAAUCAAAUGCAAAAAUGCGUCUUCUACAAAGUAUUUCAAGGGUGCCGAGUACCCAUACCUAACAGUCUGUGCUACAGCAACCCCGUUCUAUCGUUGUGAUGGAGGGUUGGAAUGUUUCAACACUACAUCUAAGCUGCCGGAGCAUUGCAAAACAGUGUACUCCGAGUGUUACAUCGCCACUAAUGGAUGGGACUACAGGGGCACUAAAACCCAAGACGAUUGUCUACCGUGGUCAGACCCACGGGUUGCCCUGCUCAACUACACGGGACAGAACUUCAGGGAGCUGGAGGGAGUGAAGCCGGGCUCGACGGUGGGGCACAGUCUCUGCCGGAACCCAGGAGGUGAGAGGGACACGAUCUGGUGUUUCGUGGACUCCGGGAAUGGGUCACUGGAAUAUAAGAAUUGCACGCCUCUGCCACCUCCAAUUCCUCUAAGAAAGUCUUGUCAUGAUGAGUUGUUUAGUGUGGCCCUAUCGCAAGACGACAGUUCUUCCGAUCCUACCCAAGGGCGCGUAGAAGUCAGCUUCAAAACGGGCGCCGUCGGCACGAUAUCCGACCCUGACUGGACUCUGGAGGAUGCCAACGUGGUUUGUCGACAGCUCGGUUUCCCAGCAGGAGCGAUCGUGAACUCGACCAUUGACUUCGGACCGGGUACCGGGCGAGUGCUGCUCAGGGAUGUCCAGUGCAUGGGUAUCGAGGUGAACCUCAUCGAUUGCCUGUACAGACUCGCCUCGGAUCAGGAUACCAACCACACGUAUGAUGUUGGCGUGGUCUGUAAUGAUACGGACGCUGUUCCAAGAAGGCAGAAGCGAGGUGUGGCCCCAACUUCAGACCUCAUCAGCGACGCAUGCCCCUUUUGUUCCAAGAAACGACUGAAUUCUGAACCAUCUCCUGAUACAACAUCUCCAUGUAAACACGAAGAGUUUCAGUGCACAGAGCGAAAACCAAACGCUCCAAUAAAAUGCAUCCCUCGGGAGUACGUGUGUGACAGAUACAACGAUUGCAGCGACAACGGGGGACUUCUAAAGCCAGGCAUGCCCAUGGACUCGGACGAACAACAUUGCACUCUUUCCGCUGGAGAUUGUGGGAAUGGCAAUUUCAAGUGCCGCAGUGGGGAGUGCAUCCGUUACUGGCAAACUUGCAACAAUUUCCCCGAUUGUCAAGACGGGAGCGAUGAGAUGCUGCCAGAAUGUGAAGUUAGAAGAAGUGCCUGCCGACUCCAAGAGUUCCAGUGCACGGAACCUCUGUCAGAUGGAACCUACAAGUGCAUUCCUCGGAAUUUCGUGUGUGAUAGAUACAACGAUUGCGGCGACAAUAGAGGGCCACUUACUGCCACGAUAACGAGGGCUUCUGACGAACGCGCGUGCAUUAAACCCGGAGAGGUCCCGCCCGAUAACUACUACCGUUGUCGCGACGGCAUGGAGUUCAUCCAUGAGUAUGAUGUCUGCAACACGGUAAAAGACUGCAAACAAGGAGACGAUGAGGAGAAUUGUUACUUGGCAGGCAGAUCUGAUCCAUUCGGUGGCCUAUUUCAAGAUCCAAAGUGGUAUUUUCCAUAUCUGGUAAUGGUGAGCAAGGAACACCGCAGCCACCUUUUCGACAAUUUCAUGGAAGAUUUCAGGGCGCCCCCAUUCGGCCGGGUCAAAGGUGAUUACCCCCCGGACUGGAACGGCUUCGUGACGUUUAGCUCCACACCUGAUUACAGUGACCUCGUCGGAGUGGCAAAAAUGAGCAAGGAUGAAGUCAGUCGGUACGGACACCAAAAGGAUGACUUCAUCUUGCAGUGCACGUACGAGCAGAGGAAGUGUAACAUGAGCAAUUUUCAGUUGUUGCAAGAUGAUAAUUACGGUAACUGCUUCACCUUUAAUGCCGCAAUAGACAACCCAAUCACUGCAAAGAAAACAGGCUCCAGAUACGGUCUCCAAAUGACACUCUUUUUGGAACAGAGUGAAUACAUUAGUAUAUUCGGACCAGAGGCUGGAGUGAGAGUAUGUAUUAACCCCCAACACAUCCGGCCCAAUCCGACCGACACUGGAAUGACUGUCAAGCCGGGAACCGUUACCUCUUUAGGUCUCAGAUAUAACGAUGUGCUCCGAAAAGGGUUUCCGUAUGGAAAGUGCUUGAAGAAAGUUAGGAACACCAAGAUUAUUGCUGAUGGCGAGAUCAAAAUCUCUUCAUUAGAUUAUUACGAUAGAGAGCUGUGUAAGAAAACAUGCAUUCAUGAGCACAUUAGAAAAUACUGUGGUUGCUCGGAUACACUAGAACUCAAUGGUGAGCGAUGCAGUUUGCUGAAUAAGACCCAAGAAGUCUGUGUACAACUGGUCUACUAUCUUAGUCAGCACAACAACUUAACCUGUUCCUGUCCGCAGCAAUGCAGUGAGGUGUAUUACACAAAGACAAGUUCGAUGUCAAAGUGGCCCUCACAAAAGUUUGCGAAACACCUGUUGAGAAACAUACAUUCAAUCAAUGAGAAGACGCUGCAUUUGAAUGAAGAAAAUUUGUUUGACAACAUUGUGAGACUUGAGAUUUAUUACGAGGAGUUGAACUAUGAAAGCACUAAAGAGGUGCCAGCUUAUCAGGAGGCCUCGCUGUUUGGAGACCUUGGCGGUAUCGUAGGCCUCUACAUUGGCUUCUCUCUCAUAACGGUCUGUGAGUUCAUCGCUCUAUUCCUGAAACUCAUCAAAAAGUCUUGCUGCAAUCGUACCGUCAGAAUAUAGGAAUUCGACUCAUCCAAUAAAUGUAUUAAUAAUUGCGGCAAAGAGUACCUUUAAGAGACACUUUAUAGACGUGUACCUGUGCACAAACAAAUCCUAACUCCAAAGACACUUAACCAGAACCUUAGCUGUACCUACCCUCACCAAACUAUUAUGUUUUGCAUCACAAUGAAUCGAUUUCAGUCUAGAAAUAAGACUUGAAGCGCUAGAAAGACAUUCAAACGUCUGCCUAAUGUACCUUGUCUCACAUGGUUAUGGUUAUGGUUAGGGUUAGGGCCUAAGGUACAACUUUGUAGGGAAAUGUGUCUCCUAGCUAAUGGACCUUUAUUGAGACUAGAAAACUGGAUAUGUUUUGAAAAAAUUGAGGGUUUCCUUGACAAUAGAUCCCGAUGUCUAAUAAACUGAAGUUCUAGGAUUGAUAAAUAUGUUCCUUACUGUUUUGCCUUCAUCAAGUCUGUUUUGAAAUUUAAUGUUAGUUAGUAAGAGCUCAGGUAAGUGUGUAGUAGAUUUAUGUAAAGUCCUUUCAGAACCUCUUAUUCGAUAUUCGAUGUGUCUUAUUCCUCUUUAAUCAAGGCGGAUCAUCAAGAUUGUGCGUGAAGAAUUACUGCCCUGCAUUUCACCCUUCCUGAACGUUUAGGCAAUUGCCCUACAUGGGAAUAUUUAUAUACUUUCGAAAAAAAGUUUUAGAAGUGUUUGUCAUAUAUUACCAUCAUUCAAGACUCUGGUUAACUUAUUGACGUGUUGAUUCAUGUAUUGCAAGGUGGGUGCCUACACAUGUGCAAAUUGUUGGUGUAAACUAUACUUAAAAAAAUUGUAUCUUCUUCUUUAACUUUGCAAAGAAUUUACAAAAACAUGUAUCCGAGACAUGAGUUUUCAAAGUAUUACGAAGUUGACUUUUAUCAAAAUACUGCGCAAUCAUCACUUUCAGUGAGUCAAAACACACACAAUUUUCCUCCGUUCGGGCUUCGAUUAUUUGUAGCACGUUGAGAUUGUAAGUGCAAUAGGGGAUGUUUUAUACCUUGUAGGUGAUCAGUCUUAUAAGUGAUCAGUGUUGUAGGUUUAGAAACCAAGCAAGGUGUUGGCCUCGAUCUCUGACCUCCAGAUCUUGGACUUACAGAUCUCGACUACAACACUGAUAUUUAUCAUUCUUGUAAGCCAUGGUGUCCUCUGAAUUUUCAAUUCUUUCUAUUGUCGAAAUCAAUUUCAAAUGAUAACCCUUAUAAAACCUUAGUAGUAUAUUUAAGUCUGAGUUUCAGUAAACUAGUGUGAGUUUUAGUAAAUAAGCGAUGAAAUUGUUAGAAUGUUUUGCUGCGAUCUUUCUACAUUAGUGUUUUCGAUUUUUUAAGAGAAAUUAUGCAUUUUAAAGCAUUUUGUCACAUUUUGAUAUUAAUGGUUAACAUAUAAUUCGUUUAGUGUCACUGUGUGCAACUGAAAACAAUUGAGUAAAAGAGAAAUUAAUUUGUGAUCUUCGUAGAAAAGUUGUUGAUAUUUGUAAUGGUGCACACUGAACGAAAUGGAAUGUGUUUGAGUGAAUGUUGCAUGGUCAGGUUUUGAAGUUGUUAGCACUGUGAGGUUGAGGCAUUAACAUUACAGAAUAAGCGCCUGCGUUGCCUUGUGCAAAUUGGAUCUAAACACGAAGUUCGAAUCAAGGUCUGUCGAUUAUCAAGGAGGGGGAAUGGUCCAUUUUAGGCACAAUUAAGUGUAUCAUUUUAACACUUACAACUUCUUGGAUGCAACACUACUUUUGAACCAGCUUUUCAUCCACGGACUUUGAGCGAAGAUUAAGACAUCCCUGAGGUGUCGUUAAUCCAGGAAGAGUUGGAAGUUUGGGGAAAAGGUAAAGCUGUACGUAAAGUCUGACCAAGUAAUUAUGCCCAUUUUUGAUGGGAAUCCACCAUUUUUUUAUGGGAACCCAUCAUAAACAAUGGGGGCGUCACGAGUGUGAGGGGCUUGCGUAUAUGCAAAUA
Patiria miniata (bat star) is the source of this 5367-nucleotide messenger RNA. RefSeq names its product low-density lipoprotein receptor-related protein 2-like. The transcript has 24 exons. Gene Ontology annotation, molecular function: ligand-gated sodium channel activity; protein binding. Lineage: Eukaryota; Metazoa; Echinodermata; Asteroidea; Valvatida; Asterinidae. Gene Ontology annotation, cellular component: membrane. The record is from RefSeq and is a predicted model, not a curated record. Gene Ontology annotation, biological process: sodium ion transmembrane transport. Bases 41 to 3403 code for a protein of 1120 amino acids.